CAAUAAGGCGGUACAGUGUAUUUUUCUUCCUUUGCAUUACCCUUCCCGUUUGCCAUAUGUGUCUAUUCGAAUCUCCACCUUGUCAACAACACCACCUUGUACCAACAGGAAUCUUCGUUCAUUUUAGCAACUUUUUCUUUGUUUGCUUUUGAAAUCUUUUGCUUCAAAGUGCGGGAGUUGGAGGACUUGUGGGAAUAAAUAUGCGCUUGGAUUUUCAGAGAAAAUUACUUUCCCACACGGAACGUGUGAAAGCAGUUGAUUUUCAUCCCACGGAGCCUUGGGUCCUGGCUUCUCAUUACAAUGGACAGGUUGCCAUUUGGAAUUACGCAACACAAUCUCUCGUUCGAAGUUUUGAAAUUAAUGAUGUUCCCAUUCGCUCAUGCUUGUUCAUAGCUAGAAAAAACUGGUUUGUUUGCGGUAGCGAUGACUUUCAGCUUCGUGUCUACAACUACAAUACUGGUGAAAAGGUAACUCAAUUUGAGGCUCAUCCUGAUUACAUUCGGGCGCUGGCCGUCCAUCCUACUCAACCAUUUGUCCUUUCUUGCUCUGAUGAUACAAAAAUUAAGGCAUUUAACUGGGAAAAAAACUGGAAAUGCGUUCAGACCUUUGAAGGUCAUGCUCGCUAUGUCAUGAGCCUUGCUAUUAAUCCCAAAGAUACGAAUACCUUUGCUUCGUGCUGCCUCGACGGAACCGUCAAAGUUUGGAAUUUUGGUUCUCCCGUUGCCAAUUUCACUUUACAAGCACAUGAUCGCGGUGUAAACCAUGUUAGUUACUAUCCUGCUGGCGAUAAGCCAUAUUUAGUUACUUCAGGAGAUGACAAUUUGAUCAAGAUAUGGGACUAUCAAACCAAGGCUUGUGUCCGUGUCCUCGAAGGACAUACAAACAAUGUGUCGUUUGCUACUUUCCACCCGAAGUUUCCUCUAAUUAUUUCAGGAGGUGAAGAUGGAACUGUGAAGAUCUGGCAUACUCUUUCUUAUUCACUUAUUAAAUCCUACAAUUUCUCUUUAGAUCGUGCCUGGUGUAUUUCACAAAAUAAGGAUAACGGUUUAAUUACGAUUGGUUUUGAUAACGGAAUCAUCACUUUCUCUUUAGGACGUGAUGAACCGUCUGUAACGAUGGACACUUCCGGUAAAAUCGUUUGGUGUGACUAUAAUGAAGUCAUGUCUGCUAUGAUUCGCCCUGUCAAGGAACAAGUUGAUUUAAGUGAUGGUUCACCUGUGGCUCUUUCUGUUAAAGAGCUCGGUACUACCGAGUUAUAUCCUGCAAACCUUAAGCAUUCUCCAAACGGCCGGUUUGUUUCCGUCUGCGGAAAUGGUGAUUACAUUAUUUAUACUGCCCUUGCUUGGCGUAAUAAAGCAUAUGGAAAAGCAUUGGAUUUUGCUUGGGGUCAUGAUUCCAAUGUUUAUGCCACCCGUGUUUCUGACCGCUCUAUUGAAAUUUUCAAGAACUCCAAACGCAGCUCGGUUUUAGAUUUAUCUUAUCCUUGUGACACUAUUUUUGGUGGCUUUUUGUUGGGCGUUGCUGGCUCCGAUUUUAUUUGCUUUUACGACUGGGAAACACAUGCUUUGGCUAGAAAGAUUGAUGUUAAACCUCAUAAUGUUUACUGGGAUCCUGAGCAUCGUUAUGUCAUCUUAGCAUGUCCUAAUGAGUUCUAUCUACUGAAUUUCAAAUCUGAAGUUUUUUAUGAUGCUGUUGCUAGCAAUACCGCUGAUGAAGAAGAAGGUGUAGCUGAUUCUUUUGAAGCUCUUGCUGACGUCCCUGACGGUGUUGUUAACGGUGAGUGGGUUAAUGAUACAUUCAUUUACACCACCAACAAUGCUCGCUUAAAUUAUUUGAUCGGUGACCAAACUUAUAAAAUUGCAAAUAUUGAGCAUAGUUUUUACAUGCUGGGUUAUGUCGCUCGCGACGCUCGUAUUUACUUGACAGACCGUGAUAUGAAUGUUGUUAGCUACUCUUUCAACCUUGCAACUGUUCAAUAUCAAUCAUUCGUUUUAGCAGGUGAUUUGGACAGUGCGCGUAAUAUGCUUGAGAAGAUCCCUGAAGUUGAUCGCGAGCGACUUUCAGACUUUUUGGCCAAACAAGGUUAUAAGGAGGCAGCCUUGGAGCUUUCUUCCGAUAACGUUCAAAGAUUUGAACUUGCUGUUGAAGCUAAUCGAUUGGACAUUGCUGCUGAGCUUGCUAGGUCAUUUAAUGAUUCGUUAAAAUGGCGUACACUUGGAGAUGCCGCACUAAAUGCAUGGGAUUUUGUGCUUGCUCAGGAAAGUUUUGAAAAGGCUCAAGAUUAUGGAUCUCUUUUAUUGUUGUACACUUCUAACAAUAAUCACGAAGGACUUAAAGAACUUUCGAAGCUCACGAGUGCAUCGGGAAUCAGCAAUACUAGUUUUAUCUGUUCAUGGUUAACCAAUCAGCCAAAAGAGUGCUUGGACAUCUUACGCUCAAAUCAAAGAUAUGCGGAAGCAAAUUUAUUUGCAAGUACUUACAAACCUGAAGAAGUUCAGAAUGUAUUAUCGGAAUGGAAAUCUGAUUUGGUUUCAAAGCGUAAAGAACGUAUCGCUGAAGCUCUUGAUGACUUGGAAAUCAAAGAAUAGUUAAAGACUUUUGGACUGUCUCGAUAAUACCCUUCAUUUUCUUUCCGAAUGCUUUUAGUUGUGGAUCCUUUGUUUCUUAAAAGCGUCGAAAGAUUAAGUAAUCCAUCUUAGACAAAAUCCUUAAUUUUCCUUUGAGACAAUGCUUUAAUGCCCAGAUAUGAAAGAUUCGCACAUAAAUAGUUACAUAUUGAUGCUCCAUUAAUCCGCUCUUUUUGAAACCUGAAUUUCAAUGCUUAAUAAACAUUAGGUGAGACCUAUGCGUAAAUAAGCAUGUCAUUUUAUAAGUAAUUUUUUAUAAGACUGCAAAUCACCAAUUUUCAAUAGCUUGUAUGCCUGAUAGGUAUUAUGAUUUGCGGUAGUAAAAUUUUACCUUAUUUCUAAUAAUGUAAAAU
Molecule: messenger RNA, 2980 nt
Organism: Schizosaccharomyces cryophilus OY26
Lineage: Eukaryota; Fungi; Ascomycota; Schizosaccharomycetes; Schizosaccharomycetales; Schizosaccharomycetaceae
Product: coatomer beta' subunit
Exons: 2
Coding region: 201-2588 (795 amino acids)
Biological process (GO): endoplasmic reticulum to Golgi vesicle-mediated transport; intra-Golgi vesicle-mediated transport; retrograde vesicle-mediated transport, Golgi to endoplasmic reticulum
Cellular component (GO): COPI vesicle coat
Molecular function (GO): protein binding; structural molecule activity
Source: RefSeq, a predicted model, not a curated record